CAUUCACAAAUUUGUGCCUCUUUUUAGGCAUCAUGGAUGAUAUAUUGAUUAUUAAAGGCAAAAAGCGUUGGAAUCACAAAAAGAGAAUGAGGCUUAUCCGUCAAUUUUCAUGGAACUAAAUAUCAAUGGCCGGUUGUUGAUUUUUUUUUAUCUUUUUUAACAUUUUUUCAGUCUCCUUGGCCGAAAUGAAUGAUCGUUUGGAAUUCGAUGAGGGUUCCGGAAUAAUGGAAACGAUGUUAAAUGUGGAAGAAUGUCCCGGAAAUGGCUUGAAAUUUUUUACCAUUUCCCUGCCGAAUCCAAGUGGAUGUUAUAUUUUCCAGACCACUGGAUUCAACAAUGGCGGAUAUGCGAAUAAUUCAGGAUCUGUUUUUCCUUCCUACCUUUGCUCUUACACCAUUCAGUUUGUGGUUAAUGUAAAUGGAACGGUGACCGUUAAAGAAAAGGAUUUUCAGUUCCAAGGACCGAACAGUGGUGGAAAUUGCGUGGAUUUUGUAUACAUUUUGGGUGUCAACGAUGAACAAAACGACAAUAGUGACUCCGAUGACCGAGAGUUGGAUGAUGAUGCCCUUGAAUAUUGUGGCACGAUUACAGGAGACAAGAUCCGCGCUUUCUCUAGCACUCAACUUUUCAUUCAAUUAGUCGCUGACAACACAGAGAACGGCAACGGAGCCGAGAUAGUUAUUUGUAUUGAUUAAAAGAGUUGGGGGGGGUCAAAAACCCAAUUCUAUGUUUUUACCGCUUUAUGAACUAUGAAGUGAUUAUUGUGGUUCAUUUGCUUUUUUUUUAUUUUGACCGACUUCAUGGUUUCGAAAAUACAUUCAAUAAAUCCUUUGCAAGGUCCUGUUUCGUGUUCAUGUGAGCGAGCUUUGUGUAAAAAUAAAGAACAGAGAAUCAUUUCAAGAACACAAUUCUUGCCUUUUUGGUCCCUUGGUCUUGUUCAAAACUAAGGAUGGCGAUGGAGUUGGAGUUCGUGUUAAAAGGCUCAUGGAAAGAAUGAAACAUGCACACACA
This is a messenger RNA of Tigriopus californicus, 1011 nucleotides long. RefSeq lists its product as uncharacterized. The coding region runs from base 186 to 695 and encodes 169 amino acids. The transcript is spliced from 2 exons. The record is from RefSeq and is a predicted model, not a curated record. NCBI's taxonomy places the organism in Eukaryota, Metazoa, Arthropoda, Copepoda, Harpacticoida, Harpacticidae.